AUGGACGCCCCACCAGCACAGUCUAUAAAUGUGGAAGAAGACGAGCUUACCAGACCAUACAAGCCGAUAGACGCGACGUUCCGGUCUAAAUUCACUCGAAGAAUCGCCGAGGCUCCUAUCAAGGAAAAACCCAAGAUGCCCCAAACGGUUGGCAAGUAUGAUGGCCUCGCCGACCCGGAUGAUCAUCUCAACUUAUUCAAGAGCGCCGGCGAAGUAGCCUGUUGGUCCGUGCCCUUGUGGUGCAAAAUGUUCGUACAAACGCUAGUGGGCGUGGCCCGAGUUUGGUGGGAUAGCCUGCCUACAGGUGAAAUAGACAGCUUUGAAGAUUUAGAAUCGAAAUUUAUCCUACAGUUUAGCCAGCAGCGCAGACACACGAAAGAUAGAAACGAGCUCCUCCACAUCCGUCGGCGAGAUAAUGAGACGGUAGAAAACUUUAUCGUCAGGUUUAACAAGGAAAGCCUGGCGAUCCCGGGCGUAACAAAUGAUCUGACAUGUGGAGGUUUCCUUCACGGGGUCAAUGAUGACGAGUUACUAAGAACGCUACAUGGAAGGGAUGGUGUACCCCCAACAAUCGAUGAAAUACUCCGAAUAGCCAAAGUAUACGUCAUACAAGAGAAGGCAGUGGCAGCAAGCCAUGCAGCCAAUAGGAAAAAAGAAGCCCUAAAGAACCAGGAGGAAAAGGAUCACCGGGGAUCUAAAAGCAAAAGUAGGGGAGACCGAUACCAGAGAAACGACAAAGACGCACGGUACGAUAGACACCGAAACUCCUAUUCAAGGAAUGAGCCGUCGAAACCUCGAUCCGAAUACCCCAACUUAAGCAAGACACCGGCUGAAAUUUUAGCCUCAGAAAACCUCAGGUUUAACCCACCAAAACCACUGAAAGAUAACCCUAACAAAGAUACGAGUAAGUACUGUGAGUACCACAAAGGGAGCGGGCAUGACACUAACGAUUGUUUUCAGCUUAAGAAACAGAUCGAAUAUUUUGUAAAGGCGGGCAACUUGGCACACCUAGUAAGAGAUAUCAAGCAAGGUCCACCUGUCGUCAAGGAAGAAAGUGACAAGGCGGCAGGCAAGAGGCUGCGUGAAUUGAACAUGGUGCACGCGGAUAUGGGAAGGGGGGCAAAACGGAGUUUCUCCACGCUCGAAUCCUGGAUGUUGGCAACAAUGACCAUAGAACCUCGUAUGGAGGACUUGCACCUUACUACAGAUGCCCUGAUCAUAUCCGCGGCAGUAGGAGACUACCGCAUGAGGCGAAUCCUGUUUGACACCGGGAGCUCGGAAGACAUUAUCUAUGAGCAUUGCUUCAACAGAAUGCAACCAGAAGAUAGAAAGUUGCUUGAAGCAGUACACGCCCCCAUCAAAGGGUUCACAGGGGAAAAGCUCGACCCUAUCGGUCAGAUCACUUUCCCGGUAACUUUUGGGCAGUCACCUAAAGAAAGAACCAUACUCCUGACCUUCCUUGUGGUCCGCGCUGAGUCAUACCACAACGUGAUAAUCGGAAGAUUCACCCUGAGAAAAUUAGAUGCCAUAGUCUCCACGGCAAGAGGAUUCAUGAAGUUUCCUACACCGCGAGGUAUUGCUACUGUGUUUCGUGACAAGAUUGGAGAAGUACUGAGUACCAAAAGAUGCCGCCAAGGGCCCACCGGAGCCACGGGCCCAGAAAGAUGGGUACUAAGCACACGCCAUCCGGACCAGAUGGUCACAAUCGGGGACACCUUGUCUCCAGAAGUUAGAAACGACCUGAAGCAACUGUUAAAAAGAAAUGUUGACAUCUUCGCUUUUGAGCAUUCUGACAUGACAGGAGUCCCCCGUGAUAAAGCCGGUCGUUAA
Molecule: messenger RNA, 1830 nt
Organism: Helianthus annuus (common sunflower)
Lineage: Eukaryota; Viridiplantae; Streptophyta; Magnoliopsida; Asterales; Asteraceae
Exons: 1
Coding region: 1-1830 (609 amino acids)
Source: RefSeq, a predicted model, not a curated record